AUGUCCGAGUUCAUCGGCAGCCGCAUCAGCCUCAUCUCGAAAUCCGACAUCAAAUACAUCGGCACGCUCCACGAGAUCAACAGCGAAAACCACACCGUCGCCCUCGAAUCUGUCACAUCCCACGGCACCGAGGGAAGAAAGGGCACUCCUGCAGAAGAGAUCCCGGGCAGCGACCAGGUCUACGAGUACAUUGUCUUUCGCGGCAGCGAUGUCAAGGAAUUGACCAUUGUUGCGCCGCCGGGCGAGAAAGAGAAGCAGCCUACUCCGCCACAGGUGCCGAAUGAUCCUGCUAUCCUUGGUUCUGCUCGACCUCAUCCACAACAACAGCAACAACCACCUCCACAACACCAGCAAGAACAACAACAGCCGCCGCCAAACCAGAACCAGAACCAAUUCCGCGGCGGUCCUCCACCUUUUGGCCAACAGCCUCCUCAAUUCGGUUACGGAGGGCCUCCUCCUCCUCCCAACCAGUUCCAAGGCCAGCCUCGCUUCCAGGGCCCCGGCGGUCCACAUGGCUUUCCAGGCAGCCCAGGUGCUGUCCCUGGUUACGGCUAUGGACCACCUCCACCCCCAGGAUACGGAAUGGGCUUCAACGGUCCUCCGCCACCAGGCCACGGCUUUCCGCAUCAUUUCCCACCAGGACAAGGACCACCGCAUCAGCAGUAUCCUGGUCCGCCAGGCCCGCCCAUGAACCAACAGCGGCCGCCCCAGCAUAUGCAAAAUCAGCAACAACAGCAGCAACCGCCGGCCGGUAGCAGGCAAGGAACUCCGCAAGCCCAGCAAAACCAAGCUCCACGGCCACCCCAGGCCCCACUCCAGCCUGGCCCAAAACCCGUCGAGAUGUCGGCCACGCCGGGUCCAACUGCUGAUUCGCCAGCUGGUCCGCCUCCACCCGUCGAGUCGAAGCCAUCUGUCGCGUCGGCCACUGCACCGUCUGCCGCACCGGCGCCGUCCAGACAGCCUCAGCAACCACCGCAAGCUAACAAGACAGCGCAACGAGCACCUAACAACCGCGUGGCGGUCCCUCUUCAGCCUCAACAGCGCGCUGCACCACCAGCACAGCCUGCUCCGGCCGAACCACGAUCAUUCCAAGACGCGACACAGGCUGCGACCGCUGCUGUUGCAGCCGCAAUGGCCAAGCUUGGUCCGGGCAAAGCGCAACAGCAGACCGACGGUGCCACCGACAACCUCGCGCAGCAGGUCAAUCAGAUGCGCAUCCAGGACCAGCAACAGCGUGGCGGCCGCGGGAACCGCUCACGCGGCAGUGGCGCUCCGAGGGGCGGGAACAGGUCCAGAGCUGUCGAGGUGCCCAAGGAAGACUACGACUUUGAGACGGCGAACGCCAAGUUCAACAAGCAGGAACUUGUGAAGGAGGCGAUUGCUACUGGUUCUCCCGGCCAGCUUGGCAGUCCGAACGGCGACGGCGCUGCAGAUCCCAUGGCUGCGGCUGGCGCGAACGGGCACACUGGUGAGGCAGAGAAGGAAGACGCAGAGGUCGUCAUCCCGCCGGCCGAGAAGAGCUACGACAAGAAGAGCUCUUUCUUCGACAACAUUUCUUCGGACCUCAAGGAUCGUGUGGAGAUGUCGCAGCAGGCGCAGGAUGGCACUAGCGGUGGCUUCGAUGGACGUGCGAUGCGGACUCAGGAGAGGUCCAAGAAUUUUGAGACAUUUGGGCAAAGCAAUGUCGACGGCGGUGGGUAUCGAGGCGGUUACAGGGGUAGAGGACGGGGUUACGGGUACCGUGGUGACCGGGGAAGGGGAGGAUAUCGAGGACGUGGCGGAUAUGAGUCGAGAGGCGGGAGUGGGUAUCGCGGCAGAGGGAAUUUGGGAGAUGGGGCUGCGAUCGCUUCUUAG
Molecule: messenger RNA, 1854 nt
Organism: Saxophila tyrrhenica
Lineage: Eukaryota; Fungi; Ascomycota; Dothideomycetes; Mycosphaerellales; Extremaceae
Exons: 2
Coding region: 1-1854 (617 amino acids)
Biological process (GO): P-body assembly; cytoplasmic stress granule assembly
Cellular component (GO): P-body
Molecular function (GO): mRNA binding
Source: RefSeq, a predicted model, not a curated record